This is a messenger RNA of Pocillopora verrucosa, 3418 nucleotides long. RefSeq names its product cyclic nucleotide-gated channel alpha-2-like. Gene Ontology annotation, molecular function: intracellularly cGMP-activated cation channel activity; voltage-gated potassium channel activity; protein-containing complex binding. Gene Ontology annotation, cellular component: intracellular cyclic nucleotide activated cation channel complex; plasma membrane. NCBI's taxonomy places the organism in Eukaryota, Metazoa, Cnidaria, Anthozoa, Scleractinia, Pocilloporidae. The record is from RefSeq and is a predicted model, not a curated record. Gene Ontology annotation, biological process: monoatomic cation transmembrane transport; potassium ion transport.
CAAAAACAAAAGGAAUGUAUAUGCUGAAAACUUUUUUGACUGACGAACUCCACGACGUGGCUAGCUAAACCGCGACGAAAAUGCAAAUGAAACAUUGGGCUCUACUUUGAUCCACACGACACUCAGAACGAAAGAAAAAUGAACGAAGGAACGGCAAAUAGGACAUCGAAAGUUCGCUUUUCGGCAAACACGGACACGUUCAGCGAGGAGGAAGAAGCAGACAUUCGCCACAAGCGACUACUUCGGUACUGGUAUAAAGGAGGUCGAAGGUAUAGUGAGGCCGAGAAAGCCUUCCUGAACCGAGUAAGGAUCCCUUCCGUUGGAUUACUCGGCGAUGGAGAGACAAAAGUCGGAUGGUUGAGAUUCUUCGACCCUGGAGGUGACAGGCUCUAUUACUGGCUUUUAAUAGUAUCUGUAGCGGUUGUGUACAAUUCAUGGGUUCUUAUAUUAAGGUCGUCUUUCCCCGAACUCCAUAAGAAACAUCAAUACGUUUGGAUAGCAAUCGAUUAUCUCUGUGACGUCGUGUACAUUGUAGACAUCUUCGUCAGCUCUAGAACAGGCUACAUGGAAGAUGGUAUCAUGCAAAAAGACAUCAAAAAAAUGCGGCGUCACUACCUCCGAACGUCGAAGUUUUAUAUGGACGCCGCGUCCAUAAUCCCAUUAGACAUAGCAUAUAUUUUCAUCGCGCAUGAGCCGGCUAUUCGCAUGAAUCGUCUUAUCAAGUAUCACCGGUUCUGGCAUUUUCUGGAUCGUACCGAGAGCAGAACAAGUUAUCCGAACCUGUUCAGACUUGCGUCCCUGAUGCAAUUUAUUCUGGUUAUAAUCCAUUGGAACGCCUGUAUAUAUUUUAUAGUGUCGCGUAAAAUUGGAUUUGGAAAGGACCCCUGGGUAUACCCCGGAAUAAAAGGGAACGCUAAUAUGACUGAAAUGCACAGGUCUCUCACGAGGAAAUACAUCUAUUCCUUUUAUUGGUCGACUUUAACGUUAACUACGAUUGGUGAGGUUCCACCGCCACAUACUAAUGUGGAAUUUAUUAUAGUCAUAAUCGACUAUUUAAUAGGCGUUUUGCUCUUCGCUACCAUUGUGGGAAACGUUGGCAGCAUAAUUACCAAUCAGAAUGCUGCUAAAGUGGAUUUCCAAAAUAAGAUGGACGGGAUUAAGUCCUAUAUGCGCUUUCACAAGAUUCCGCAGCAUCUACAACAACGUGUAAUUAAAUGGUUUGACUAUCUGUGGAUGAACAAAAAACAUCCCGACGAAGAGGAACUCCUGCAGUCACUGCCUGAUAAACUGAGGGCAGAGUUGGCGAUCCAUGUACAUCUCGAUUCACUAAGAAAGGUCGAAAUAUUUCAAGAUUGUGAAGCAGGAUUUCUUAGCGAGCUGGUCUUGCGUCUCCGUCCUCAGUUGUUCUCCCCAGGAGAUUACGUUUGCAGAAAAGGCGAGGUUGGCCGAGAAAUGUAUAUCGUGAAUAGGGGCAAGCUGGAGGUGGUGUCGGAGACGGGCACCAAAGUGUACGCUGUGUUAGAGGCCGGGAGUUACUUCGGCGAGAUUAGCGUUCUGUGUAUGAGUGCUGCUGGAAAUCGUCGGACGGCUUCGGUACGCUCCGUUGGCUAUUCGGAGUUAUUUUGCUUGUCUAAAAACGAUCUGAUGGAAGUGCUUGACGAGUAUUCAGAAAUAAAGACGAAAAUUGAGAAUAUUGCUAAACAACGUCUAGAGAAUGACAAACGAAGGACCAGCGUAUUGCUUUCUAACAAACAUGAUAAAAACAGAGCUAAUGAAAAUGGAACCGAUAUGGAUCUAAGAGUGAAGAGCAAAGUUUUUGCUAAAUUGGAGGAAAGGAUAGCCACUCUUGAGAGGGAACGCGUGGACUUGAUGGAAGAAAUGAAACGACAAAGAGAAGAGUUUUCCGACAGGCUGGUAGACUUGGAGACGUCCAUGGCACAGUUGUCUCGAGAUCGUCGAGGGGACGGACAGAGACCAACUUCAAGAUCGUUUGAUUUUGUUUGGAAGAGAAGAUGACUGAAUGUGAUUACUGAACUGUUUUCUUUUCCCUUCGGAGUACUUUGACGCUGGCGUUCAAGUACUGUCUUUGAAUUUAAUUAGAUGCACCAUAUUGAACUGACGCUGAAUUAGGUUAAGGUUGAUAAAUGGUAUGCGUCGGUAUGGUAGAGAGGGUAACGUUUGAAGGCAUUCUUACCGUGCUAUGCUACCAACAAUACAGCACAGGGACCUUAAGCAGUCAGGGCAAAAACACCGAGGAGGGCGUCGAUUAAAAAAUAGAUGAAUACUUUAAGUCAGAAUUUUCCAAAAGGCUGGAUGUCUUAACUGUCUCUUGUGGCCCCUCAUGCACUCCAACUUCAGCUUAACGUAUGUGAGCAGCGAUGAGCUCCAAAUGGAAACUUAGAUAAUUUGCCGUCCGGCGUGGUUUCCGUUCUCAGACCGAGCAAGUUAAAAUUAUUUCACGUUGUUGUCAUGUAGAGGACGGCUAAGAAAUGAACAAAGAUUUGAACGGACGAGCCUAGCUAUUAUUCUAUUCAUUUGAUCUUUUGUUUAGCCACGUCCUCGUCGCCGUCGCCGUCGUGGUUUUCUUAAGGUCCCUGUCACAUUCUGAUAUUCUAGUGGCAUCAACUUCUCCUCUCAUAAAAUACGAGAGAAAACCGUGCACUCUGAAGAUGGUUACCAGAAGAAACUCAGCAGAACUGCCACAGAAGGAGAUGAUGCUAAAUGCCGCUGCGACUCGAUUUACCUUUUCUCUGUGUGCUUAUUUGUUGCGUCUACAGUUCAUAUCCAGUGGAGUGAAUGGAAAUUUCAAAAACAUUUUUAAAUAGCCGCCAGGUAUUGGCCUAGAGUAGCCUUUCUUCUUAAUUUCGUGUCAAUUCGUUUUAUGAACAUCUUUAUAUCAAGAAUAUUGUCAGUUCCUGAUGAUAAAUCUUUCAAACGAGCCAGAUUUAAUGGAACAUUUUAGCAAUUUCAUAAUUGCUUAAAACGUUCCGCGCCGACCUAGUAUGUAUUUGUAGCAUUUGUCAUUCUUGUUCACCAGACAAUAGGACGCAAAGCGCUUUUAAAGGUUCCCUUAUUCUCUCUCUUGCUCGUCUACUUUUUACUCAAACUCUGUCGCCUUUUGAUCGUUGUUGUCCGAAGCGUUUCUGGAAUUCUAUGAUUAACUGACUAUAACUUUGAUAAAUUUCCUAAUCUAGAUAUGUAUGCGCCGCUGUGGAACACACAAAAAUGACGAAAAUCAUUUGUGGAUAAUUAUGAAAUUCUCUCAUUAGAAGCUAUUUGAAGAAAACGUUUGCCUUUGAACUUGCUUCAUAAAAGCAAUCGCUGCCGAUUGUAACAGCUGAAAAGCGGGAAUUUUCAGUCGUUUCGACCUAAAUCACUCAGAGAUAUGCCAAAAAAUCUUAGUUUACCAUUAUAUAUC